Recurvomyces mirabilis is the source of this 669-nucleotide messenger RNA. RefSeq lists its product as uncharacterized. Lineage: Eukaryota; Fungi; Ascomycota; Dothideomycetes; Mycosphaerellales; Teratosphaeriaceae. Gene Ontology annotation, biological process: protein transport to vacuole involved in ubiquitin-dependent protein catabolic process via the multivesicular body sorting pathway. Gene Ontology annotation, molecular function: protein homodimerization activity; structural molecule activity. The record is from RefSeq and is a predicted model, not a curated record. The transcript has a single exon. The coding region runs from base 1 to 669 and encodes 222 amino acids. Gene Ontology annotation, cellular component: ESCRT II complex.
AUGUCAACGACCACAGGAUCCUCUGACUUCGCCUCCGUCUCCACAUCGACAGCACCCUACACAACACCCAGCACAACAACCUACACCCCUUCCACCUCAACCACGACCACGACCACAACCAAUAACUCCUUCCCCUUCCCAACCUACACCACCUUCCCACCCUUCUACACCCUCCAACCCAACCUCCAAACCCGCGCCCGCCAACUCGAACUCUGGUCCACGCUCAUAACAACCUACAGCGCCCACCACCACCUCUUCCGCCUCACACUCUCGACUCUCCCCGCCGACCUCUUCAGCAACCCCGCCAUCCACCGCAGUCUCAAACCCUCCGAUAUCCGUCUCGUCUUAGACCACUUAUCAAAACACGAAUCGGGUCCACGGGUAGAGUGGUUAGCACCGAGUAGUAAAGGCGAAACGAGCUCGACCUGUCUAGUCUACUGGAAAUCACUCUCGGAAUGGGCGGAUCUGAUCUAUGGAUGGGUAGAUGAGACGGGGCAGAAGGGCGCGGUGUUGACGAUUUACGAGUUGAGGGAGGGUGAGGGCGUGGGCGGGAGGGAGUGGGUGGGGAUGGAUGAGGUGUUUUUGCGGAAAGUGCUGGGGGUGUUGGUCAAGAGGGGCAAGGCGCAGGUUUUUGGGCUGGAGGAGAGUGCUGGGGUGAAGUUCUUCUGA